Nicotiana tabacum (common tobacco) is the source of this 1333-nucleotide messenger RNA. RefSeq names its product 11-beta-hydroxysteroid dehydrogenase B-like. Lineage: Eukaryota; Viridiplantae; Streptophyta; Magnoliopsida; Solanales; Solanaceae. Gene Ontology annotation, cellular component: cytosol. The record is from RefSeq and is a predicted model, not a curated record. Gene Ontology annotation, molecular function: oxidoreductase activity.
CCUAUCCAUAACCCACCCCCAAACUGCACUAAAAAUCAACCCUCUUUUCCUCCUCUCAUAUUUCUUCAGUUUUUGUGAAUUGAAGGAAUUAAUUGGAAAAGAGGUGAUUAUAAAAGGAAUUAAUGGAAUUGGUGAAUUCAGUGCUGAAUUUUGUGGUACCACCAGCAAGUUUGGUGAUGUUGGCAUGUGCAUGGCCAGCUUUGACUUUCAUCAACACAUGUGAAUGGCUUUACAACACUUUCUUUGGUGAUGAUAUGGAGGAUAAAGUUGUUAUUAUCACUGGUGCUUCUUCUGGUAUUGGCGAGCAAAUUGCAUAUGAAUACGCAAAGAGGAGAACAAAUCUUGUCUUGGUUGCAAGGAGAGAAAAUAGACUCUGGGGAAUCCGAGAGAAAGCUAGGCAACUAGGUGCAAAAAAUGUCCUGAUAACGGCUGCAGAUGUUGUCAAAGAAGAUGAUUGUAGGAGAUUCAUCACUGAGACUGUAAACUUUUAUGGGCGCGUGGAUCAUCUUGUGAACACAGUAAGCUUGGGACAUACUUUCUACUUGGAAGAAGCCACGGAUACAAAUGUGUUCCCCAUUUUGAUGGAUAUCAAUUUCUGGGGAAAUGUGUAUCCUACCUACGUAGCUCUUCCUUACCUGCGGCAAACCAGAGGCCGAGUCAUUGUGAAUGCGUCAGUGGAGAACUGGUUACCCUUGCCAAGAAUGAGCUUAUAUUCAGCAGCUAAAGCCGCAGUUAUAAACUUUUAUGAGACCCUAAAGUUAGAGGUGAAGGAUGAUGUCGGGAUCACAAUAGCGACACACGGAUGGAUUGGGACUGAAAUAACAAGGGGAAAACUCAUGAUGGAUGAAGGUGCGGAUAUGCAGUGGAAGGAAGAAAGGGAAGUUCGUGCAUCCGGAAGUUCAGUGGAGGAAUUUGCAAAGUUGAUUGUAGCGGGGGCAUGUCGUGGAGAUCCAUAUGUGAAAUACCCAGGCUGGUACGAUAUUUUCCUUCUCUAUAGGGUCUUCGCACCAAACGUCCUCCAAUGGACAUUUCGGAUGCUAUUUGCACAUCAAGGUGCUAGGAGAACUUCAUUUAUUGGAACGGCAAGGCCUCUUCGAGAGACAUCCCCAUCCUCGUCUCCAUCACCAGCCUCAUCCUCUCCUCAGAGACUCGGAGGCCCUAUCGUGAUGCAAGAUCUGCAGAGAUUGGAAUGAAGAUACGUGUCAUGUCAUUACUUUGAUUUUCUGUGGGUUAUGUUCAAAAAUGUUUAUUUGUAAAGAUUUUGUGCAGACCAUUGUAAGAUGAUCGUUUCUACUCUCGAGCUGAAUAAAAGAAUAAACUUGGUUCCCAUUAA